This is a messenger RNA of Syzygium oleosum, 1987 nucleotides long. Its product is annotated as cyclin-dependent kinase C-1-like. Gene Ontology annotation, cellular component: cyclin-dependent protein kinase holoenzyme complex; nucleus. Bases 163 to 1725 code for a protein of 520 amino acids. The transcript is spliced from 12 exons. The record is from RefSeq and is a predicted model, not a curated record. Gene Ontology annotation, biological process: protein phosphorylation; positive regulation of transcription elongation by RNA polymerase II. NCBI's taxonomy places the organism in Eukaryota, Viridiplantae, Streptophyta, Magnoliopsida, Myrtales, Myrtaceae. Gene Ontology annotation, molecular function: ATP binding; RNA polymerase II CTD heptapeptide repeat kinase activity; cyclin-dependent protein serine/threonine kinase activity.
GGAGGGACUCUGCCGCCUCCGCUGAUCACAAGAAAAAGCUCUCUCACGCCAACCACGAACGAACGUACGCACGCACGCCCCUGCUCUGGACCCAGCAACAGCUUGGCGAGUGGCGGCACACCCUUCUUGCUCUAGAGAGAGAGAGAGAGAGAGGGAGGGGCUAUGGCGGUGGCGGCGCCGGGGCAGCUGAACAUAGAGGAGUCGCCGCCGUCGUGGGGCUCGCGGAGCGUCGACUGCUUCGAGAAAUUGGAGCAGAUUGGCGAAGGCACUUACGGCCAAGUGUUCAUGGCCAGAGAAAUAAGUUCCAGUGAAAUUGUUGCUCUGAAGAAGAUACGCAUGGAUAAUGAAAAAGAAGGGUUUCCUAUAACAGCAAUUCGAGAAAUUAAAAUAUUGAAGAAGCUUCAACAUGAGAAUGUUAUCAAGCUUAAAGAAAUUGUAACAUCUCCUGGUCCUGAGACCAUUGAACAGAGAAAGGCAGAGGGCAACAAGUAUAAAGGCAGCAUCUACAUGGUUUUUGAGUACAUGGACCAUGACUUGACAGGCCUUGCUGAUCGUCCUGGACUCAGAUUUACAAUUCCACAGAUUAAGUGUUAUAUGAAGCAGUUGCUAACUGGCUUACACUAUUGUCAUGUCAACCAAGUGCUUCAUCGGGAUAUAAAAGGUUCCAAUCUUCUAAUAGAUAAUGAGGGAAGGUUGAAGCUAGCAGAUUUUGGACUUGCACGAUCUUUUUCCAAUGACCAUGUUGGAAAUCUUACUAAUCGUGUUAUCACUUUGUGGUACAGGCCUCCAGAGUUGCUCCUUGGAGCCACAAAAUAUGGCCCAGCUGUUGACAUGUGGUCAGUGGGUUGCAUCUUUGGGGAACUUCUGUAUGGGAAACCUAUCUUACCUGCAAAAAACGAGCCUGAGCAACUAAACAAGAUCUUUGAGCUUUGCGGAUCGCCUGAUGAAGUCAACUGGCCUGGGGUUUCCAAGAUACCCUGGUAUAACAAUUUCAAGCCAACAAGGCCCAUGAAAAGACGCGUCAGGGAGGUUUUCAGACACUUUGACCGUCAUGCCUUAGAUUUGUUGGAUAGAAUGCUGACUCUUGAUCCAGCUCAGAGAAUAUCUGCCAAGGAUGCACUCGACGCAGAGUAUUUCUGGACAGAUCCCCUACCAUGUGAUCCUAAAAGCUUGCCAAAAUAUGAAUCGUCGCAUGAGUUCCAGACCAAGAAGAAGAGGCAGCAACAGCGGCAAAAUGAAGAGGCAGUGAAGAGACAGAAAGUGACACAUCCUCUGCCGCAUUCUCGCCUACCGCCGAUUCAGCACCCAGGCCAAUCUCAUCCUUCGCAGUGGUCUGCGCCCAACCAUCCUGUGAACCACUCCCAGCCCGCUUUGUCUUCUGGGCCAGGCCAUCACCACUACGGAAAGCCUCGGGGUCCGCCAGGUGGCCCAAACAGGUAUCCCCCUGCUGGGACCCAGGGCACAAGCUAUAAUCCCAAUCGCGGGGGCGGGGCCACCCAAGUCCGGGGUUAUGCUGGUGGACCAUAUCCAACUCAAGGACGGCCUCCAACUUAUGGUGGAGGCAGUAUGCCUCCUGGUCCUGCUGGGGGUCCAGGAGCCACUGGGGGCUAUGGCGUCGGCCCCGUGAAUUACCCUCAAGGUAACCAGUAUGGAGGUUCUACAUCCAACCGAAGCUUAAACCAAUUGGGUAACAAUAGAAAUCAACAAUACGGUUGGCAACAAUGAGUAAAUGUCUAAGUUCAGUCGGCUCUUUGGACCCUACAUUAUGUGGUUGGAAUGAUGUUCAAAUUUUGUGCUUAGGGAAGUUCUGAAAUUGUCCCAAGUUUUCGAGGUUUUCAACAUAUCCUGUAUCUAUGGUUACCUAGUCUUUGGUUUCAUAGGUCAAGAACCUAACUGAAAUUAAAAUUCAUGAGCAUCAAAUGUCAAUAGUAGGUUGAAUCAUGAAUUCCAUGACGAUGAAUUUAUUGAGAUUGGAGCGAUUCGAGUA